Triticum dicoccoides is the source of this 782-nucleotide messenger RNA. RefSeq lists its product as uncharacterized. The record is from RefSeq and is a predicted model, not a curated record. The transcript has 4 exons. NCBI's taxonomy places the organism in Eukaryota, Viridiplantae, Streptophyta, Magnoliopsida, Poales, Poaceae. The coding region runs from base 86 to 361 and encodes 91 amino acids.
UUUUGUAAAACCCUAAACCUCGCCAUUUCUAGUUCCCCACCACGCCACCACCGCCGUCCCCACCUUCUCCGACGAAACCCUAGCGAUGGCGUUCCGCGGCGCAGCCUCCCGCUCCUUCCUCGCCGCCGUCCGCGGUCGCACCGCCUCCACUGCCCCGCGCGUACGCGCGGCCCCCAUUCCCGCGGCCCCUCACCGUCGCAUCCCUGCCUCAGCGCCCUCCUCCCCUCUCGCCGCCGCAAGGCCAUUGGCGGCGUUGAUGGGGUCGCCGGUGUUGGUUGCCGCAAGGCUGACGGGGCACUGCGCGGCGAGCGCGCGGGCGUGCUGUGAGCUCUCCCAGGGGAAAAAUGGGAAAGAUGGUUGACGCAGAGGACAGCCAGAAUAAUUUUGGGACCCAUUGCGUCAAAUAAUGUACUUAAAGGACGAGUUGCUGCCCUUCGCAAGGAUACAACAGUUCUUUUGGGUGCAUCUCUUUGGAAGCUCUUCUGAGUUCAGUUCGUUUUCCUGGAUUCUGCAAAGUUACAAGAAACUCCCCACUCCCAGUGCUAGCUUUUGUCUCCUAGACAAACGGACAUUCUACUUGAUAUUUAUAUAUGAUGAAUAACGUCCUUUUGAUCAGCACAUGUUUCAUUGGAUGGUUCUUGUUUGUGACGCGUGUUGAAAUCUUUAAUUCAUAAUCGGUAUCAUGCUGUUUCUCCAUGAGUUAACACUCGUAGCGAAUUUGUAACUGGGAGUUCAAUGAAAUCAAAGAAAACCCACAUGUGAUCUGUGAGUAUUAUCGUUGA